CUCUCCUCUGCUCCUUCAAACGCCAUUGUUGGUGAAGAUUCAAGGUUGAAGGAAAGUGUUUGAUAUCUCAAAUUGAUUGCCACGAAUUGUUACUCAGGCCUACACGAUUCAGAUUGACAAUGUCCCAUCAAAAAGCGAAAAUAUGUGGUUGUGGGUAUCCCGUUGUUCAAAGAACAUCGUGGACACAUGAGAAUCCGGGGAGGAAAUUUAAAGGUUGCAGAUUCUACAACUUCGAAACUGGGCAAAGGGGAUGUGAUGCAUUUGAUUGGGUUGAUGAAGACAUUCUUGAGUGGCAAAAAGACGUCACUAAUCAUCUUCUUUCAGAAAAGCAGAGGCUUGCAAUGGAGAUGAAAAUAAUUAAGGGAAGAGCUGAAUUCAUGGAACAUGAAAUGAAGAGGUUGAAUGAGGAGCAUGAGAAGAUGAAGGUGAAGUACGAGAAGAUGAGGAAGAAGGCAGAAGGAAGUUCGAAGAUUAAGAAUGAACAUGUCUACAUUCUUAUUUCUCUUUGUGCUAUUGUUUCAGUUGUGGUCAGUGCUUUGUAUGUCAUGGUGUUUGCGUAGAUUAGUUCUAGGUGAAUGCACUGAAAUUACGGGACGAAAUGUAUUAGUGCAAUGACUUUGAUGGUUAAUGAUGAUUAAUAAAGAAUUUCUU
Messenger RNA from Spinacia oleracea (spinach), 651 nucleotides. RefSeq lists its product as uncharacterized. Lineage: Eukaryota; Viridiplantae; Streptophyta; Magnoliopsida; Caryophyllales; Amaranthaceae. The transcript is spliced from 2 exons. The record is from RefSeq and is a predicted model, not a curated record. Bases 120 to 560 code for a protein of 146 amino acids. Gene Ontology annotation, molecular function: zinc ion binding.